AUGCUUAUUAAGGAAGUGGAUAUAUCUUGGCUCAUAACGUUUACUGAACAAAUUGAGGGAGAGAAACUCAAAGAGAUGAGAAUGAGAAAUUCCAAGAAAGCUUGGAAUGAAGGUGGGUUCUCAAAUGCUAGGUCCGAUGGUGGUAGUGGCCAUUUUCAACAAGGCAAAUGUUCCGGAAAGAAAAAGAGUCAUGGAGGGAGAUAUUUCAUUGGAACCGGUGCUUGCUUCAGAUGUGGCAAAAUGGGACAUCGGAAAUCCGAGUGCCCUUAUGUUACUAACAAGGGUAGAGAAGGUUGUCCUCAAGGACAAGUUUCUCAAGGUGGCCAAGUUCCACAAGGUGCCCAAACUCAACCUAAGGGUGGUCAAUGCAACAACCGGUUUUAUGCUAUUCAUGAUAGGCAAGAAGUGGAGGAGACUCUCGAUGUUGUUACCAGUAUCUUAUGGGUCUUUCAUUGUGAUAUUUAUGCCUUGCUUGAUUUGGAUGCAAAUUUGUCUUUUGUUACUCCAUAUGUAACUAUGAGGUUUGAUCUUAGCCUCGAAAUAUUGAUGGAACAUUUUUCCAUUUAUACUCCUGUAAGGAGCCUUGGAGUAACUGGUGAAGUUGCUGCCAUAUGA
Solanum dulcamara is the source of this 615-nucleotide messenger RNA. RefSeq lists its product as uncharacterized. The record is from RefSeq and is a predicted model, not a curated record. NCBI's taxonomy places the organism in Eukaryota, Viridiplantae, Streptophyta, Magnoliopsida, Solanales, Solanaceae. The transcript is spliced from 2 exons. Gene Ontology annotation, molecular function: nucleic acid binding; zinc ion binding. Bases 1 to 615 code for a protein of 204 amino acids.